CCCUUAUAGAUUUAAAAAGAGACGCUGCAUUCUCAGACUGACAUUCAUUCAGCACUCACUGCCACCUUUUAAACAGAUUUACUCUGUUCGCUUAGCUGCUAGUGUCAAUUCCCGAUACCUUGUUCACUUCACUUCGUCUCCAGCACCAUGCUCAGGAUGCUACAGAAACUCCGUCUCCAGCCAGGGAUGAGUCUAUUAUUGAUAUGGCUCUGUCAUUUCAUGGAAGAUCAAAAAGUACAAGCUGGCAACUGCUGGUUACAGCAAGGGAAGAACGGGAGGUGUCAGGUGCUCUACGUACCGGGGAUGAGCCGAGAGGAGUGUUGUCGAAGCGGGAGGCUGGGGACGUCAUGGACCGAGGAGGACGUACCCAACAACACCUUGUUCCGGUGGAUGAUCUUUAACGGCGGAGCCCCUAACUGCAUACCCUGCAAAGGUUCACGUUUUAUUAGUCAAACGUGUGACAACGUGGACUGUGGACCCGGAAAGAGCUGCAAGAUGAACAGGAGAAGUAAGCCGCGCUGCGUCUGUGCUCCAGACUGCUCCGACGUCACUUGGAAAGGACCUGUCUGCGGGUCGGAUGGAAAGACAUACAAAGACGAGUGCGCGUUGCUCAAGUCCAAAUGUAAAGUCCAUCUGGACCUGGAUGUGCAGUACCAGGGCAAAUGCAAGAAGACCUGCCGUGACGUCUUGUGCCCGGGAAGCUCCACUUGCGUCGUGGACCAGACAAAUAACGCGUACUGUGUGACCUGUAAUCGGAUCUGCCCUGAACAGACGUCACCGCAGCAGUUCCUGUGUGGCAACGACGGGAUCAUCUACACCAGCGCGUGCCAUCUGAGGAGGGCGACAUGUCUCCUGGGAACGUCCAUAGGAGUAGCAUACCAGGGGAAAUGCAUCAAGGCCAAGUCGUGCGAGGACAUCCAAUGCAGUGUGGGGAAGAAGUGUCUGUGGGACGCCAGGAUGAGCCGAGGCCGCUGCUCCCUCUGUGAGGAGGUGUGUCCAGAGAGCCGGAUGGACGAGGCGGUGUGCGCCAGCGACAACACCACCUACCCCUCGGAGUGUGUUAUGAAGCAGACUGCCUGCUCUCUGGGAACGCUCCUGGAGGUUAAGCAUUCAGGAUCUUGCAACUCCAUAACAGAAGACCGUGAGCAAGAGGAGGAGGAGCAAGAAGAUCAGGACUACAUGGUUCACAUCCAUCUGUCCCCCUUAUUGGAUGGAUAGACUGUCUAUCAUAUCCACCUGACCUCCUUAUUGGAUGGAUAGGCUUUCUAUCAUAUCCGCAUGCUCUCAUUAUUGGUUGGAUAAGUUGUCUAUCAUAUCCACAUGCUCUCCUUAUUGGUUGGAUAGGCUGUCUAUCUACCUGCCUGGUCUCCACACAGGGAACAGUCCUAGGGCCAGGUCUCAUGUUGUCCAUACUGUACAGUACAUAUGUAUAUGCUUAUUUAUACAUAUUGUUCAGUUCUGCUAGAUGUUUUAUUUAUACUGUGUUUUGUGUUAUUUUUUAAAAUAAUUUAUACAUUUACAAUGUUCAGGAUUACUGUGUACCAUGUUAUUGUUACCACUUGUUUCUAUUGGUUUUGUUGUCCUGUUUAUUUUUUUCCUUCCUUCCUUCCUUCCUUCCUUCCUUUUUAUUUUUAUAUAUAAUGAAGAAAAAUAUAUUUCUCCAAAGAGAAGCAGUGUUAUUUAUACAGAGUGUAUACACUGACAGUGAAGUAUCCGUCUCCAUUCUGUAAGCUGUAGUGGGACUCUCAUGACUCCCUGUGUUGGACUAACCUACCUAUGUUCUCAGUGUUAGAUAUCUCAUUCACACAUCAAUGCAUGCUUUAGCCUACUGUGUGUUUAUUUAUGGGGGGGGAAAUCUUAUCUAUCAAUCAUUUAUGUACAGAAAUGUUUCUGCUUUUUUGUUUUUGUCUAACCCAUUAUUAUAACUUGCUAAAGGGAAAUUUGUUAGGGUCAAAUCUAUUUUAAUUCCAAUGCGUUUUCAGGAAGUAAACCCAAUUAAAAAAUGUUCCUCGUUGAAGAGAAUUGGAAUUUCAGUGUACUUCCUGAAUGGAAUUUAAAUGGAAUUGAAUUCCCACUUGGUUAUGAAUGCAGCCUUAGUUACUCCCUCCCCUAUAAUGUGUUUCCCCAAUGGAGAACAUCACCCAGUAGCAGUAUUUUUUAAUUUGACAUGUUAAGAACAGAUGUGUGUGUGUGUGUGUGUGUGUGUGUGUGUGGGGGGGGGGGGGGUAACACUUGAUUUUGUCACAAGAUGUGCCAUGAACAUUUGUGUGCUGCCAAUGUUGUGCUCCAUGUAGCUCUUGCAGAGCUCACCUGACUAAAAUGCUAUACACAUACACUGUAUUACACCUCAUCACUUUGCUUUUCUCAUACUGCCCUUGUUCUUCUCAGAAUGCAUUUUCAUUUUUAACAAAUCACAAGAGAAAUACAAAAUUCUGUUAUAAGUAUAUAGUUUUUUUAAUGUAAAUGUCAUAUGUACAUACAGAAAGUCUGAUGGUAUUUAUACAGAUAUGAAGAGUAAAACAAUAAAAAUAAAAAAAUAAACGUGUUUUUUUUCCUUUA
Molecule: messenger RNA, 2559 nt
Organism: Oncorhynchus tshawytscha (Chinook salmon)
Lineage: Eukaryota; Metazoa; Chordata; Actinopteri; Salmoniformes; Salmonidae
Gene: fsta
Product: follistatin a
Exons: 6
Coding region: 148-1218 (356 amino acids)
Biological process (GO): negative regulation of activin receptor signaling pathway; multicellular organism development; cell differentiation
Molecular function (GO): activin binding; protein binding
Source: RefSeq, a predicted model, not a curated record